Molecule: messenger RNA, 1702 nt
Organism: Erigeron canadensis
Lineage: Eukaryota; Viridiplantae; Streptophyta; Magnoliopsida; Asterales; Asteraceae
Exons: 5
Coding region: 92-1531 (479 amino acids)
Biological process (GO): lipid catabolic process
Source: RefSeq, a predicted model, not a curated record
AAUAAUAAUAAUAAUAAUAAUAAUAAUAAUAAUAUAAGUAAUAGAAUAGUUGUUAAAAAAUUAUUAGUUAGUAAAAAAAGAGAGUAAUAUAAUGUCAGUGUGUUGUGGCGCAGAAUGUUUUGUAGCAUUAGGAUGUAUCAGAUGGAUAUGGAAGCGGUGUACAUAUAUAGGGGGUGAUGAUAGUGCCACGUGGCCACCGGCCACAGUUGAAGAAUUCGAACAAGUACCACAUCUGUGUCGGAUAAUAUUAGCUGUUUAUGAACAAGAUUUACAUAAUCCGAAGUUUCCGCCACUUGGUGGUUAUCGUUUGAAUCCUGAUUUUGUUGUCAAACGUGUCACAUAUCAGGAAACCUUAGGCCAUGCUCCUCCGCACCUGAUUUACGUCGACCACGAUCGCCGUGAGAUCGUGUUAGCGAUUAGAGGUUUGAAUUUAAAGAAAGAAAGUGAUUACAAGCUAUUAUUGAAUAAUAGGUUGGGAAUGCAAAUGUUUGAUGGAGGAUAUGUGCAUCAUGGGUUAUUGAAAUCAGCGGUGUGGUUGUUGAAUCAGGAGGCAGAGAAUUUGAAACAUUUGUGGUUAGAGAAUGGGUCGUGUUAUAAAAUGGUGUUUGUAGGGCAUUCGCUUGGAUCUGGUGUGGCCGCGUUGAUGACGGUGAUUGUGGUGAAUCAUAGAGAUAUGCUUGGUGGGAUUCCGAGGGAGUUGGUGAGAUGUUUUGCUCUUGCUCCUGCAAGGUGUAUGUCGCUCAAUUUGGCUGUUAAGUAUGCUGAUGUCAUUUACUCAAUUGUCUUGCAGGAUGAUUUCUUACCAAGAACUCCCACCCCAUUGGAAGACAUAUUCAAAUCUAUUUUCUGCUUGCCAUGUUUAAUAUUCUUGGUUUGCUUGAGGGACACAUUCAUACCAGAAGGUAGAAAGCUAAGAGAUCCAAGAAGAUUAUACGCACCUGGUCGGAUUUACCAUAUUGUUGAGAGGAAGUUCUGCAGAUGUGGGAGAUACCCUCCAGAGGUUAGAACUGCAAUUCCGGUUGAUGGUAGAUUUGAACAUAUUGUUUUGUCGACUCAUGCUACAUCUGACCAUGGGAUUAUCUGGAUUCACAGAGAAGCAGAGAAAGCUGUACAAUUGAUGAAGGAGAAAAGUUCGGAAACUAUUACAACUGCACCAAAGUUACAAAAAAUUGACAGACUUCAGUCAAUUGAGAAAGAACACAAGGACGCCUUAGAAAGAGCCGUGAGCCUUAACAUACCACAUGCUGUCAUGACCACUGAAGAUGAGGAGGACAAUGACCCUCAAGAAUCUAUGUCAGCAUCUGGUGACAAAGAAGAGCAAUCGUCUCCUCACAACUUGGCACCAAACCAUAUAGACCGUAGUCCUAUGCGAGAAAGCGGAACUACAGCAACUACAAAUUCAAAAACAGGGCGGACUACUUGGGAUGGUUUGGUAGAUCAGCUAUUUGAAAGGACUGCUUCAGGCAAACUAAAAACAAGAGAAGUUAUGAACACUGCUGGCUCAAAUGAUGCCAAUGUUUCUGAUAGCUAAGUUGAAUUUCAAACUCGUGAGCGUGCUCAUGUUCGACAGCUCCUUUAAAUGAUUCUUUUGUUUGUUCACUUGAUCACAGGUUUGCCUGGAACGGGGCAAAACUUGAACACAAAUGUCAGUUAUACAUGGGACUUACGCCUAAUAGUAUUGGUUUGGUGCGACUUACCUUAA